UAGCUUCCAGUCUCGAGAAAAGGUGAAAGGCAACCCCUGUGACGCCCGACAGCUUAACCCGCCCGUAGCUCCCAAUCGCACUGCGUGAGCGUUGACGAGGCGGAGUUAGGCUCACGCGUGGCCGACAGAUGGGAGGGGAAGCGCGGCGGCAUGAUCGGGACCUUGUUGUGUUACGUGCUGCUGCCUGUGGCGCGGCUCCUGCACGCUUUACGAGAUGCUUUCUUUACAUGUCGAAAGAACGUGCUUCUGGCGAAGAGAACAACCACCCAUAUAGAUGGCCUUUCUGUUCCCAUCAGUGGGAAGCCUGUCUCAGAGGAGCAGCAAGCCCUGUUGCAGCAGUGGCUGGAGGAAGGUGCUGGUGAGCUGCACACCAACGAGAGUGCUUCGGAACCAGAGAAGGUGUCAGCUAUUUCAGAUGCUGAGUGGAUGAAAGGCCCAGAACUACUGAUGACAAGCUUAAGCAAUCUGAAUGUGUCACCACAGUCUGGUAGCCAAGAGCAGCAGCAGCCACCUAUGGUCCAGACUGAAGUGUCUCCUGGACUACAGGAGUUUGUAGAAGCUACAGUGGCAAGUUUACCUGCAGAGGGAAGAGAGGCUUUGGGGGACAAUGCUCUAUGGGCAGCAGUAAGGACGCAGGCUGAUCCUCAGAUAAUUGAAGCUGCUCCGCUGUCUACUGAAGUGUGGAUUGAAGACCCUGCUGUGUUAGCCUGGAGUCCUGCACAGGAGACUGAAGUGGUGCCAACAGAGGGAGCAGUGUGGCCUUUCCAGAAUGCGGGUCAGUUCCAACCACUCCCACUAGAGAUACCUUAUCAUGAAAUUCUGUGGAGGGACUGGGAAGAUCUUUCUGCUCAGACUUGCAUCCCAGAGCUUGGCUCAGAGACUGGGUUUUUAUUUGAAUUCAGAGUCAUGUCAUAUAACAUUCUGGCUCAGGACCUGAUAGAACAGAGCCCUCAUCUUUACAUGCAUUGUCAUCCAGACAUUAUGAACUGGAGCUAUCGCUUUACAAAUCUCUUACAGGAAAUCCAGCACUGGGAUCCUGAUAUUCUCUGUCUCCAAGAAGUCCAGGAGAAUCACUAUUGGGAGCAGCUGCAACCAACACUUAUGAUGAUGGGCUUUGCCUGCAUCUACAAGCGGCGGACAGGAAGAAAGACAGAUGGUUGUGCUAUCUGCUACAAGCAGAGCAAGUUCCAGUUGAUCAGUACUAGUCCUGUUGAAUAUUUUCGGCCUGGCUUGGACAUCCUCAACAGGGACAAUGUGGGUCUAGUAUUACUGCUACAGCCCUUAUUCCCCGAGAACCUGGGAGAUAAGUCAGUCAGACCCUUGUGUGUGGCAAACACACAUGUGUUGUACAAUCCCCGUCGGGGAGAUAUCAAACUGGCUCAGAUGGCUCUGCUCCUGGCUGAGGUAGACAAGACUGCAAAAAUGGCUGAUGGCAGUUACUGCCCUAUUAUCUUAUGUGGGGACCUGAACUCUGUGCCUGACUCGCCACUGUACAAGUUCAUCCGGAAUGGCCAAUUAUACUACCAUGGAAUGCCAGCCUGGAAGGUGUCUGGACAAGAAGAGUUCUAUCAGAACCCACACCAGCGGAAACUGCUGACUCCUCUCUGGCCCAGCUGUGUGGGGAUAACAGACAGCUGCCAGUAUGCCAGUCUUUGUCAAAGCAAGAAGUCAGACAGGCAAAAAUACAGCCGUGACUUCCUGCUUCAGUUCCGUUACUGUGAUGCUGCGUGUGAGCGACCUCCAGAUUUGAUCCUAUUGGAAGGGGUGACAGAUGCCAUGCCAGACUGCCCUGCACAUUGGCCUAAGGAGCUCACUGUAGUGAACAACACUGAUCCAGAACUCUUUUGUUCAAGGCAUCCAGGCAGUAUUCAGCAUGACCUCAACCUGACUUCUGCGUACAGCCACUUCCUGCCUGAGAGAGGUCGCCCUGAGAUUACAACCAUGCCAAUGGGUGUGGGGGCCACAGUUGAUUACAUCUUCUAUUCAGCACAUCCAAUCAAGAAUGAUAAUGAAGAAUGUCGCAGGAUGUACCAAGAUGGAGCCCUGAAGCUGCUUGGGCGCCUUUCCCUCCUCUCCGAAGACAUCCUUUGGUCAGCAAAUGGCUUGCCGAACCCUUUCUAUUCAUCUGAUCACCUCUGUCUGCUGGCCAGCUUUGGCCUAGAGAACUCUGACUUCUGAUCAUGUGCCAGAUCUCUAGGACUCUUGUUUGAAUGGGAAAAUCAUGAUGUUGAAGUUUGCAUUCGCUAUAGAAAAAAGCAAAAGCUAUUUAUCUUCCCCAUCCUCUCCCUUGCCUCUUUGAGAUGGCCUUUCCUCCCACACUUCUUUUUUAUGAGGAAAUAACCAUUGAACUUACCCAUAAUACUGCAGUUCAUCUCUGAACUUUGCUGCCAAUUUAUGGCUGUUGCACCAUCUUUUUCUUUUUUUCUUUUAAAGUGCAUCUUGCUAAUAAAUUAGCAGAAUUCUGUAUUUGGUCCCUCUGUGUGGCAAGUGUGCUUAGCCACCAUCACCUAGAAAUUAGGAGGGUUUGUCAUUGUGCACCAGGAAGAUCUUAGUUAGCAGGACAAGAGCUGAUUUAAGCCUGAAUAUAAUGUGAGUUUUCUUUUUCUUUCCACUGCAAGCAGCAGGGGAUCCAUACCCUUGUCUUUCUAUUGCACUCAGGCCACAAUGGUGCUGCUGGUUCUGAUUUAUGCAAGUGUGCAAAAUGUAGGGUUGGUUUUUGGAGUGAUGCUGCUGCUCAUUACUUCCAGAGGUGGUGUUUGUUGACUGGCAUGUUCUCUCUCUCUUCACUGCUUGGAAAUGGAAUCAAAUCAACCUGUGUCAGCUGGCCAUCCAAAAAGAGACUUUUCUAUUGGGUACCCCGGUCAGAAUUCAGUGCUGCAUGAACAUUUGGAAGCCUUCAGCUCAUACUAUAAAGGACUUUUAUCUCUGCUCUAAGAUCCUGCUUGGAUUUUAUUUUCAGGUUCUUCAGAAGGCUGGUUUUUUUCUUCUCUCUCCCAUCAACUUGGAAAUUUUUUAUUGCCUCUGGUGACACUUAGAGUUGCAGAGAAGAAAGGAUGGCUCAAACUUGGGAAAAACAAAACAGGAGCUGCUUUGUUUCUGUUACAGCUUGGAAGCUGCAGCAUUGGAUACCUCAACUGGGCCUGGCAGUCACUGCUCAUAAUUUUUUCCUUUAUCAUCAGUGGAUUGUGAAAGGAGCAUGUGGCUGCAGGGCUGUGGCCAGCCUCAGAUAAUCCACAUCCUUUCCUUUAUUCAUGGAUUCCACAUGAUUCCACAUGAUCUACUAAGGCUGCAUGUGGGCCAUGGGACAACUUUAUUUUGGGAAAAAAUGCAUUGGGAGUUUUCAGUAUUUUUAAUGUUUUCUUAAUAUUAAAAAAUAAAAUUUUAUAAUUUCAGAAAA
Molecule: messenger RNA, 3397 nt
Organism: Rhineura floridana
Lineage: Eukaryota; Metazoa; Chordata; Lepidosauria; Squamata; Rhineuridae
Gene: ANGEL1
Product: angel homolog 1
Exons: 10
Coding region: 151-2178 (675 amino acids)
Molecular function (GO): 3'-5'-RNA exonuclease activity
Source: RefSeq, a predicted model, not a curated record